AAAGCGCUGGUGAGAUCUGGGGGCGCCUCCUCGUCUGACGUCAGAGAGAGAGUUUAAAAAGGGGGAGACGGAGGAGAGCACACAAGCAGCUUUAGGAGAGGCAAGGUUCGAGCCGUCGCUGCUGCCUGCGAUCAGCUCCUCGAGUUUGACCAACCGCACUCUAGCUCGGCUUCGCCGCCGCCGCCGAGAUGCUGUCCUGCCGCCUCCAGUGCGCGCUGGCCGCGCUCUCCAUCGUCCUGGCUCUUGGCGGUGUCACCGGCGCGCCCUCGGAUCCCCGGCUCCGUCAGUUUCUGCAGAAAUCCCUGGCUGCUGCCGCUGGCAAGCAGGAACUGGCCAAGUACUUCUUGGCAGAGCUGCUGUCUGAACCCAACCAGACAGAGAACGAUGCCCUGGAGCCUGAAGAUUUGUCCCAGGCUGCUGAGCAGGAUGAAAUGAGGCUGGAGCUGCAGAGAUCUGCUAACUCAAACCCGGCCAUGGCACCCCGAGAACGCAAAGCUGGCUGCAAGAAUUUCUUCUGGAAGACUUUCACAUCCUGUUAACUUUAUUAAUGAUUGUUGCCCAUAUAAGACCUCUGAUUCCUCUUCUCCAAACCCCUUCUCACCUCCCUAAUCCCUCCAAUACUCAAUAAGACCCUCGUGUUAGAAAUUGAAGACUGUAAAUACAAAAUAAAAUUAUGGUGAAAUUAUGAAAAAUAA
Molecule: messenger RNA, 695 nt
Organism: Bubalus bubalis (water buffalo)
Lineage: Eukaryota; Metazoa; Chordata; Mammalia; Artiodactyla; Bovidae
Gene: SST
Product: somatostatin
Exons: 2
Coding region: 189-539 (116 amino acids)
Biological process (GO): regulation of cell migration
Cellular component (GO): extracellular region
Molecular function (GO): hormone activity
Source: RefSeq, a predicted model, not a curated record